Molecule: messenger RNA, 895 nt
Organism: Schizophyllum commune H4-8
Lineage: Eukaryota; Fungi; Basidiomycota; Agaricomycetes; Agaricales; Schizophyllaceae
Exons: 2
Coding region: 6-716 (236 amino acids)
Source: RefSeq, a predicted model, not a curated record
UAUUGAUGGGGCAGUCGAGUCUGGAGGAUAUCCCGUUGGUGCCGCCUGUGCGACCGUAUGCAGCGACGCCAAAUGGCCGGAAUAGGAGUGGGAGCGAUUCUAGUCAGAAGGACUCCCUUGGAACGCCGGGACUGAAGGAUGUUCUGAAGAUACCGUCCCUCUCGUCAGAACAUCGACUGGGCAUAUCAGAUCUGCUGCCUCCAUCGCCCUCCGCCGCCAUGAGCAAUUCAAGGUCGUACGCACCACCCCCGGCUAGUUCUCUAGGCACCGCAGUUGCUACGGCGGGCUACGAUUCUUUUCGCGAAGCAGCAGUCGCGUCGGGCGCCUCAUUCACUCUUGGUCUUCCUCGCACGAGCUCGCCUCCGCCAGAAUUCAGACGACACGGACAUAGGCCAUCAAACUCAUCCAUCACUUCCAUCCAGUCGCUCGGUAAUGGUCCACCAGUACGACCGCUAGAUUACACGGCGCUCGUACGAGAUGGGAGCACACACUCUGAGCUCGCGCGCACGAUUGAGGAGCUAGGGCAAUGGCUGUCGGUGGUAGAGACGGGGCUGAGUAACGUGCUGGACAGCGCGUUCGAGGACAUCAUUGAAGAGGAAGGUGGCGAUUGGGAAGCGGCUGAGGACGACAGUAGCGGCCCGGACAUGUCGUCGGACGAUGCGGGUUCGUCGCAUCACCAGCGCAUACUGGCAGCGUUGCAGGCGGCUGCGAGUUGAGAGGUUUUGGCAUUCACCACCGGACAGGAUACCCAUGUCGGUACAGUAGUACCGUCUCUGACUUACACUAGACAGUUAUCACUUGUAUAUUAGCGCACAGUUGCAUCGAGAGCUCGCAGUAUUCGUAUCUUCUAAGGCGUAGUUGCUAUACUAUAUGUGAAUAGCGGAGGUUCCCAUUC